Rubroshorea leprosula is the source of this 816-nucleotide messenger RNA. The record is from the annotation of a GenBank genome assembly. NCBI's taxonomy places the organism in Eukaryota, Viridiplantae, Streptophyta, Magnoliopsida, Malvales, Dipterocarpaceae.
AAACCACACAAUAACAGUCUCUCCUCGUUAAAAACUUAUCUCUCUUUCUUCCUCUUUUGAUUUUCCUACACAAAGCUCUUUAAGGAGGAAAAGAAAGUAUCCCAAAUGGCCACCGUCACCUCCGCCGCCGUUGCUAUCCCAUCUUUCACUGGUCUCAAGGCUGGCGCAACUCCAGCCAAGGUUAGCUCCACCGUCAAGGUUGCCUCCUCUCCGGCCUCCAGAUUUAGCGUCAAGGCCUCACUCAAGGAUGUAGGAGUUGCUGUCGCUGCCACUGCCGCUAGCGCAAUCCUCGCCAGCAACGCCAUGGCCGUAGAAGUAUUGCUCGGUGGCGAUGAUGGGUCACUGGCUUUUGUUCCCAACAGCUUCUCUGUGGCCUCAGGAGAGAAGAUUGUGUUCAAGAACAAUGCAGGGUUCCCGCACAAUGUGGUCUUCGACGAGGACGAGAUUCCAAGCGGUGUUGAUGCAUCCACAAUCUCGAUGUCCGAAGAGGACCUCCUCAAUGCCCCAGGGGAGACAUACGCCGUUACCUUGACCCAGAAAGGAACAUACAGUUUCUACUGUUCCCCUCACCAGGGAGCUGGUAUGGUCGGAAAAGUGACUGUCAAUUAAGUUCACUUUGUAUAUGAGUUCAUCUCAUGUUUCUCUUCUUUCAGCGUCUCAAAAACUCUUCCUAUUUUGGGUGUUAAUUAGGUGGGUUUGUUAGGAUUAGAGACUGCAUGAAGUGAAUCUAACCAAUGUGAUGCUUUGUAUUUUUCAUUUACUUGUGUAGGUUUUGUUGUAAACUUUGUGCCCCAUUUAUAAAUUUUCCUUGAAACA